Molecule: messenger RNA, 1122 nt
Organism: Saccostrea echinata
Lineage: Eukaryota; Metazoa; Mollusca; Bivalvia; Ostreida; Ostreidae
Product: nacrein-like protein
Exons: 8
Coding region: 1-1122 (373 amino acids)
Cellular component (GO): cytoplasm
Molecular function (GO): carbonate dehydratase activity; zinc ion binding
Source: RefSeq, a predicted model, not a curated record
AUGGUGAUUUUCUGCUGGGUAGUUUUACGUCUGCUGCUGCCUCUUGUGCCGUCUUCCUCCGCGACCUCUUUGUACUCUAGAGACAGACAAGCAUUCGGUCUCUGUUUUGAGGAGGAUUGUAAAUCAGCUCAUUUCAGUUAUAAUCCCUUUGGAUGUCAUGGGCCUACACAGUGGCAUCUGGUGACGCCAUGUUGGCAUGAUUGUGAAGGGAAAUUCCAGUCACCGAUCAACAUUAAAACCCAAAAUACCAUUUACUGGCCGCAAACUGCGUUACAUUUUGUGAAUCUGUGUACUAGAGUACCCGGGAAAAUACGAAACAACGGUCACUCCCCCCACUUCAGCACAGAAUCACGAACUAUUUCCCUCACAAACGUACCACAACGAGGGUCAGACAGGUACGUAUUUGAGGAAAUUCAUUUCCACAUCGGUACUGAGGAAAAACGGGGAUCAGAACAUUCUAUUGAUGGAGAUUUCUAUCCAAUGGAGGCCCACGUCGUCUUUUUCAAUGAUAAGUACAAAGAUGUAGGCGUCGCUAAGGACAAAGAUGACGGACUGGUUGUCAUUGGCAUAAUGGUUGAGAUUGAUGAUGAUGAAGUUCAAGAAAGUACAAUGUUGAUGGUUUUCCUUUGCCAACAAUUGCAGACUAAGCUGGAUUUUAACAAGACAUGUCCGUGUGUUGGGAAGAGUGACGAGUGCUACAAGAGGUACUGCUUCUGUCGACUUAAAAAGGCCGAACUGAUGAGCACAUUGAUGGAGAAAUAUUUCUACACUGUCCGUCAGUACGUCCCACCCAAAAAUCAGACUAACCGUGAGUAUGUUUAUCUGACUGAGUAUAUUUCUCCACUGGACGUGCUACCCUACGACUGGAGCUUCUACAUGUAUCAUGGCUCCCUCACCACGCCUCCCUGUAGCCACCACACUCGCUGGAUCGUCAUGCGCUGUCCAAUUCGGGUCUCUCGAGAGGCCUUUGAGAUGUACAGAUUGGUUCAGGACGUACAUAACGUACCGCUCGUUAAGAAUGGACUUCGACGGCCAACACAACAUAACCGGUCACCUGUAUAUAGAAACUUUCACUGGUCAGAUGUAGGACAAGAGACGCAAUACUGCCCCGAUGAAGAAUAA